Ectocarpus sp. CCAP 1310/34 is the source of this 2361-nucleotide messenger RNA. The record is from the annotation of a GenBank genome assembly. NCBI's taxonomy places the organism in Eukaryota, Phaeophyceae, Ectocarpales, Ectocarpaceae.
CCGACAGGCAAAGGCAUGGAUGCGAUCCUAACCGCGCUUAUAACAAGCGUUCUAGGCACUGUGCGACUGUCCGUGGUGCUCUUGGCGGGUUUCUUGGCGUCGAAGUUCCCUCCACUUCUGACAAAGGACACCUGCCGCUGCAUCAGCCGGGUCUGCGCGCUACUGUUUUGGCCAGCGCUUAUGACCGCUGGCACCGGAGCCACCUUGACUCCGGGCACGCUGCAAGACGCCUGGCAGCUGGUCGUGACGGGAAGCUUCACCAUAGGGUUUUCUGGAGUAGUUGCCUGGUUGGUGGGGCGUGUGAGUUUCCAACGUCCUGAAGAUCGCCGCGCCUUUCGUCCCGCGGCCCUGGCGAUCGCGUUCCCGAAUUCCGCCGGUUUUCCGCUCCUGCUAGUGGAUGCACUCUGCGAGCAAGACUACAUCAACAGGUGGCCAACACAAAACACUAAGCUGUUCGACAAUGUGCUGUUAUGGAGGGGGGUCGAAACAACCGGGUUAUACAUAGCGACGUGCGAACUUGCGCCGAGGCCGGCCGCCUGCUCGCACACAUUGAGGAGGCAAGGAUUUUCGUUCCAUGGUUACGGGCAAAUCCUGCAAGUGUGGUUUUACUCCUGGGGUUUCUACGCCCUUGGGCAGGAUGACGAGUUGGAGCGUAAGCUCGCAGGGGAAGAAGCCAAAAUACCGUCCGAAGCAACCACUGACGAUGUCGAGAUAUCCUCACCCUGCGAGAUAGCACAAGGGGACGCCUUGCCCCCACUGCAGGCAGAUGGCGGAAGUGGUAUGCAGAGCCCAAUACACGACGGCGCAGUGAUUGUCGGCGCUAGUCGGCGGAACGAAGGGGUCAGCGGUACCGGCGGCACGGCGGUUGCUUCGCACGCGGGCGAAGAUGGCGAUGACGCGGGCUGCUUCUCCUGGGCGGGGCUACGGCGUCGGUUGUGGCGUCUUGCGGUGUCGCCCAACAUGAUAGCAGUCGCGAUCGGUGUGAUCAUCGCCAUGCUUCCGGCCCUACAAGAGCUGCUGUUCGAUAGCCCGAGGGCGGUUCUGCGGCCAUUUGGUGCGGCCAUCGAGGUGGGUCAUUGUAGCCUGGCCGCAACGCCUGUCGCGAUUGAACAGGGGACGAUCGGUUCGCCCACGGUAGCAGUGUCGACGCUGGUGAUGGCCGGCAGCCUGGUGCAGGUUCCCACCGUGGGGGCGGGAUCCGCGGCGGCAACACAAGGGGUGCAGUGUGAUGACGACGGCACCCUGCGGAGAUGGCGUCGCUUCCGAAUUGUCGUGGGCUUCCUGCACGUGGUUUGCCGCCUCAUCGUGGGGGAGCACGCAGAUCCCAGAGCUGCACGGUUCAAGGACUACCUACAUGGACCAAUGGAUGCAGGAACAAAGCUUAAGGUCAAAUUCAGGACCGGGGACAUAGGCCUUCGAGAACGUCGACGAAGACAUAGGACGGUAGACGAGGAAGACGACGAGUUCAAAUGUGAUUGCGGCUUCGAAUGCGAAGACCGUGUUCAUGUAGUCGCGGAAUGUCCGUUGUACAAGAAGGAGAGGGAAGUGUACGUGACUGAGCUGGGAAAAAUAGAUGGAACGUACAGGGAGAUGUUUGAGGCAUGGAAUAGAGAGGAAAGGACGGUAGCUGUAGUGGGGCAUAGGAGGUGGGUUGAAAAGGCGGGAAGGGAUAUCGUUAGGAUAGACAGACUAGGGAAGACAUUUUUGAGCCACCUUUGGCAAAGUAGAAAGGAACGAUUGGCCAUCGGUGAUCGGUCCUGUGGGAACAAUGCUCCGUCCUCUCGAGGACGCGUGGUUCCUGCGGUGGGGUUCACCCUGUUUUGGGUGGCAAGAAAUCAGAGCUCGGUGAUGGGGGAGAACCGGCUGAUGCACCUCAUCUUGCUCAUCGAGCUCGCCAUGCCGUCAGCGGCGUUCGUGAUCGUGUCCCUGAACCAGCUACGGAUGCCGGCGACCGCAGGCUUCAUGGCCCGGCUGUACCUGUGGCAGUACGGGGCUUCGAUGCUUACCAUCACUGCGUGGACGGCGUUGGCCGUACACCUCGUGUACUGAAGAAAGGGUCGCGCACUGUAGCCUAAAGUCGUGUUGUUCAAGUGUCGUCCCACAAAACUUUGCUGUAGCUGGGUUGGCGGUCAUUGGGACCAAUUCCUGGUGGGGUAGAUGGGGAGCAUGGAGAUAUCGAAGCGUAUCUGUAGUUUAACUCGUCCGUCGUUUGGUGGGCAAUCUCGCUCGCAAUCCACGGGACAACGCUCGCGGGUUUUGAUGUUUUGUUUGUCUCCCGGACACGAACGCUGGCCCUCUGUUUCCCGUUGUACAGUAGUGGGCUGAUGGUACGUGACUUUCGUGGGUAUGGGUUCUACUUGC